GGCUCUGCCAACACUGGCUCCUCCACUCGGAGGGGAGGAUUCACUAAACUGCAGCUCAUGAUCGCCUUCUCUGUGUCGCCUGUUUGUGUGGAGGUGUAGUAGUCAUGACAGCCCCAGACACCGGCCAGCUCCCCCCACCUCCUCCUCCUCCUCCCCCGGCUCGCUGUGGACGCUCCUCUCCGGCGCAUUGCUAAGCUUCCCCCGUUUUCUCCGCCGUUGUUUUUGGACCCGAGUGUCCCGCAGUGACCAUCGACCGACUGACUGACUGACUGCAGCAAGAAGUGCUCGGUGCACCCAGGGAGCUCAGGCAUGCCAUCUGUCUCGAUUGUUGUCUGGGCAGAUAUUCGCUUUACUACUUGAGGGAAUCAAAGUUGCUGCAAUGGAGACUUCUGGGAGUGAUGCAGCGGUCACAUACUUGGAGAAAACUGAGGACAGAGACGGUUAUUAUGAUCUGGAGCAUCUGCCUCCGCUGCUGGAAGAUGAGGAGAAUGUGUCUCUGGCAGACAUCCUGUCUUUGCGGGACAGCUGUCUGUCUGAAGAGGAGGUGUGGGCAGUGUGUGCAGAGUGUGUCCUGGCGUUGCAGAGCAUCCGACCCUCCCACCUCUUCCACACCCUGUGUAUCACACCGGACACGCUGGCCUUCAACGCCCAUGGGAAUGUUUGUUUCAUGGAGCAGCUCAGUGAUGAUCCGGAAGGUUCCUUUGUGCCUCCUGAAUUCGACAACACGGGCAGCACGUUCGAGGGCCAUGUUUACUCUCUGGGCUCCACGCUCUCUGCUGCACUGAACUUUGUCAUCGAGCCAGAGCUGGAGGCGGAGCUGGGAGAAGAGAUCCAGAGGCUGUUGGAGCAGAUGCAGGAGGAGAAGCCUGAGGACAGACCGCUCCUGCAGGACAUCCUGUCUGUGGCUGAAGCCAGGCUUUCUCACACCUCCUGUGCAGCUGUGUGCCGGAAACUGUCUUCUGUUGGGCGACGAGUGCUCUCAAUUGAAUCAGUAUCAACCUUCCAAGAUGGACAGGAAGGCUCUUGGGAGGCAAGAUGGCAGCAUCCCAAACCCAGAUGUCUGCUUAAAAGACUUAGCUCGGAAGAUAAUGCCAAAGACCUGUGUGUUGACACUUCUGUUAAAGCUAAUGGUCUGUCCAGGCAGCAGGUGUGCGGGGGCUGGGACUCCUCUCUCUGGGCGGAGGAUAUGGACAGCGGUGAAGGAGACGGCAUGAUCUUGGCAGACGAGUUGGACUGCAGGUCCCACAACAGCUCUCCAGUGAGGAGGAGAGCCCAGCAGAGGCUGAACAGAGUGAGGGGAGCUCUGAACCGAUCCUGCUCCGUCCCAGACUCCAACAACCCCCCCUGUCUUUCCCCUCAAACUCACGGUGAUAUCAGCGUACCUAUAUCGGACCUGACUGAGAUCGGAGCAGACGAACACUUGAACUGCACGUCUGUGUGGAGUAACAGACUUCAGAGACUCAACCGAGGCAAGUCCUGCGAGUCUUACCCACACAGUAGCUCUGAGGAUUGCGGGAACUCAGUUUUGGACAACCAAAUGUCACGAUCAGAUGAGGAUACAGCCGAGACAUUAUGCAGCGGAGACACAAAGAUUGAAGGGUGCCAUGAAUGUGAAUCCAAGGAUUGCACCCAGGAUUCUGCAUCUUCCUGUGCUUCCUGUCAGGAGCUGGACAUGGAACAGGACUCUUCUGAAGACCAGAGCUCACUGACCCGCGGCCUCUACAUCCCGAAUAACUACAUGACCAAAAGCAUGCUGUGCCUCAACGAAGAAUCUCAGGAUGAGUGGAUCUCUCUGAGAGAGUUACUGACACGGUGUGGACGGAGGCUGACAGUUAAUGAGCUAUGGGCUCUGUGUUACACCUGCCUGUCCUCGCUGCAGACCUACAUUGACUUUCCAGGGUAUCUCUGCCUGGACACGCUGCACGUGGGCUGCGAGGGGGAAGUACUUUUCCUGAAACCUAAAAACAUUGGAUCCCGUGAUGAAUUUUUUCUUGCUCCUGAAUAUCAAGAACAUGGAAUUGUGACUGAGAAGGUUUGUGUUUAUGGGGUUGCUGCUAUUCUCUGGGCGACAGCCAAGUUCAGUUUAGCACCUAAUCAAAAACUGGCAAUGCCUCGCAAACUGAAGAGACUGCUCCUGGAGAUGGCAAAGAGGACGCCCAUUGAGAGGCCUUCUAUCGUCAUGGCUAAAAAGAGCUGUCGUGACUACUUAUCAUGUCAAGGGACGAAUGCAGAGACUGUGUGGAUCAACCUCAUCAGCAGAGUUCACCCGCCAGCCUCAAAAUCCAGUGAUGUAGAUGAUUUAAAUGCAACUGAAAUUAAACAAAGCUCAUGUGAAGAGUCUGCACAAAACAGCGGCUUUGUGCCCAUGGCCAUUGAGAGCCGACUGGCUCCUGUGCCUGGCCCUGUUCCCCACAGCUAUCCAGUCAACCAGGAACUCCAACUCCCAGAGGCCUUCACUUCCACUGCCACACACUUCACCCCCAUCGUCCUGACCAAUGAAGGGGACUCAGAGGAGGAGAGCCAACAGUUUGGAGCUGCCAUUGAAGGGACUGUGGAUGGAUUCACAAGCUGUGAACACAUUGAGGAAAGGGACCUUGAUUUCACUUCUGAGUACCCAUGUCCUACACCAACUGAACCCAGUCUACAUACACAGGAGUUGCCUGCUCAUCAAGCAGACGUAACUUCAACUACCAAAAACAAAAUGCUGGUCAACUAUACUUCUCCACUCCCUGAUAUUUCUUGUCUUCAAGUCUCUCUUCCUCCACCAUUAUCCACUAACCUCAGUGGUUGUGGUGUUUUCAACAAUUACCUCUUCCGUCAGGAUCCCACAACAGGACAUCUUUCCUUAGUGCCUGUGCAGGUGAGGGCUCCUGAGGCACUCCUCGGGUUGGAUAUAAAUCUCUCCUUAGUGCCACAGGCUUUACAGGGACUAAUCACAGUUCCAGAGAGCACUGAUGGUCCAUUUAUUGACUGUCUGAAUGUGCCUGUGAUGCCUGGUCCCCGGAGUUAUGGCCCACCAUCGUCCUGUUUAAAUGGUAGCUCCGUCAUCUCUGACAGCCUCCUGAAGCACAAUGUGCCCACAGCUAACAAUGGACAAUCAAAUCCAGGAGCACAAGGUGAGAAGCGGUCCCCUUCAGAGUCCGUCUCUCCAAAGGUACACCCUGCCCUACAGGAGGUGAUUGACCUGCUCAGGGGAGAGUUUUCCCUCGAUGGGUAUUUGGACAAUAGACACGAGGACAUCGCCAUGGGGGAGUACAUUUUCUCUAUGAAGGACCUCCAGUACCACACAUUUGCCGGUGUUGUGAGGGAGAGAUUCAGUGAUCUGUACUGGGAAGAUGACUUGCUGGGUGUAUUGCACUGCCUGGUUAACUACAGCUCAUCCACACUCCGUACUAAUGAGCAGCUUCCAUCAAAGGCUGUGAAAAGGGCAGCCUUUACCCCGCCCGUAACAGCCGCUGUGUGGGGAGAGAAAAGAGAAGUUUGCUUCGACGGUUGUCUUGACCUGAAUGGAAACAUUCACACAUCCGGUCCUGCUGCUGUGGAUUCUUGGGAAGGAACCGAGGCCCAGUCCUGUCGUGGAGAAAAUGAGGCUGCACUUGAAGAUUUUGAAUUAAGAUCAGAGGACAGUCAACGCUGCAUCUAUCAAGGGGUGAGCACUGACAGUUCGGACGCGGGGGUCAUGGAGGGAGGAGAUCAUUCGGCGGGGGGCAGCGAUGAAAGCCCCUCUGAAGCUGAGUUUCUAUCGGGAAGAGACGAAGGGCUAACGGGAGCCCCCGACGAACAGAUGAGCCCAGACUGCUCGGUAGACAUGGAGGACAGUGAGUCUCUGGUGUCGGAGCGGCUCCUCUCGCCCGGAUCUAGAGCAGAAGGGCUGGGCCUCAGCUGCAGCCCAGCCUGGGCCUUGGCCUUCUUUGGAGAAGAUUGGUUUAGUCCAGAGGUGAUCCAGUACGCAGUGAAUCUGGGGCAGCACACAGGAUCACCGUGUGUGGAUGUGAAAACACAGGAACUGCAGCAGCAGCUGAUGAUUGAAACAAGGAAUCUAAAGAAAACGAGAAAUUUCUACCAGAAACUGAUUCAACAGGAGAGAAAAAACAAAGGUUCUGACAACAAAUUGAUGCUGUCCAAACUCAAGGCCCAGCUUGAAGAACUCAGAUCCAAAGUGGUCUUCUUGGAUUGUGUGAAGAGAUACCUUGAGAUUCUGAGUGUAGACCAGUGGGGUUUGGAGGUUUCAUUGCUCCCGUCUUUUGCUGCCUGUGGACCUGGCUCUUUGGACUUCCAGUCGUCUGAAGACCCGUCUGUUCUCAGCUUUGGUACCAGCAAAGGGAGGAGCACUCUGCAAGCUGGAUCUCCUCUGGGCCUCAUGGCUUACCUCUACGCCAGAAAUGCUGCUGUGGAGGGCUACAUCCAGCAGUUCCUGUAUACCUAUCGUUUCUUCUGCACUCCUGAGCAGUUCCUGCAGUUCAUAAUGGAUAAAUUCAUCAGUGCUGCAAGACAAGGUCCAGACAUGUCAGGAGACACUGAAAAGAUCUUCCAUCGCAGUUUGGACCUGCUCCAGUUGUGGAUAACAGACUGUAAACGGGUGGACUUCACACCUAAAUCCAGCCUUCUGGAUACGUUGGAAAACUUCCUUAAUACUGAGGUCAUCCCUAUAGACGGCAAAGGGGAGGGCCUUCUUGCUGCUCUCCACAACCCUCCAUGUAUGACUGUGAGCCAAGGAAGAGGAAGCCUAACCAGCUUUGAGGAGGAUGAUGAUUCUGUGUGUUUGCAUUCAUCUAUGGAGGAUCUUGGUAGAAAAUGGAAAUUCUCCAGAGCAGUGGAGCCCUCUGCAUCCCUGCCUAAAGACAAGACCUAUUCCAUCGCCGCAGCGCUGCCUGUGCCUUGCUAUGGCUCCCUGGUGGACGACCUCUCCAACGUUUGCCUGCACAGCGAGGAGCGACUGCCCUUCAGCCAGAAUGAAUACAGCGCACAGCACAUAGGCCAACAGCUCACGCUCCUGCAGCAGGAAAUGUUUCAAAGAUGCCAUCCAGUUCAUUUCCUCAACUCCCGAAUACAAGGAGUCAGGGACAAAGCAUCGACCCAAAACAAAAACGUGUCUCAGCACAUCCCGCCAGCAGAGGGCAGCAGUCUACCUGUAAAUGAGGAGACGCCAUCUGACAGCUACCUUCAGCAGCUGCUCACAUAUGCUGACAGUGUUGCUAACUGGAUCUCUGCUGAAAUAGUCAUCUGUGACUCCCUCAAGACCCAAGUUGCUCUGCUGACCAAGUGUCUGUGGAUAGGAAAACACUGCUACGAAUCCAGGAACUUUGCCACAGCCAUGCAGGUCCUCGGAGGCCUGGAGAACGUGAUUGUCAGGCAAUUACCCGCUUGGAAACAUCUGUCUUCCAAGGUGUGUGAGAUCCUGGAGGAGCUACGAGCCGUGCAGGUGUUUCUGAAGAGUGACGACCUCUGUCUGAUGGGGGGGGAGCACACGAGGAGGAAGCCCACACUGCCUUCGGCGCACAUCCUCGCCAUGCACAUCCAGCAGCGGGAGAUCGGAGCCUUCACGCUCACUACUGGGGCUUACAAGUGGACCAAGCUCAGGAGCAUAGCAAAGGUCGUGAGUCAGGUCCAGGCCUUCCAAGAGGCCGUAUACUCCUACAGCCCAGACCGGGAUCUGCAGGCCUACCUUCAGCGCCGCAUCAUCCGGCUCUCCACCUCUGACAUCCACCUCUUGGCCGCAGACAACGAUGCCAACUUCCAGCAGUCAAGUGAGAGACAAACACGGAGGAUCCAGGACACGAUGAGGAGGGUUAAGGCCACUUUCCAAUGAACCCUGCACCAGUCACAUGUCACAGCCCAGAGCGAGACACCGCCAUCGGGUCAGCACCUCAUGUCCAAGCCCAGACUGAGGCUUAAUGCCUAAACCACAAUCCUCAGAUGUCUCCGUUGUCCUGGCAACAGAGCCUUGUGGAUUGGAAAACUUUUUCCGCAGUCAUAUGCUCACUAUCAGUCACAUGCCCCUUAACUUAAGUCAAGUAAUAUCAGUCUAAACUCCCAGGCAAAUCUUUUUGAGGACUCACACCCUGAAGAUUACACAAGUAGUUUUCCUAACAAAUCUUUUUGGUUUUGAUAUAAUCCUUCUUCUUUCACAAUGGUAAGUAUCAGGCAGUGUUUAUAAUUUGUAGUGAUUCUUUUUCAGCUCAUAUAUGGACUUUUUUUUGGUCAUUUUUUUGUGAAUUGACCCUGUGGUUUAGCUGUUAAGGCCUCAUACAUGGACUGAAGAUUGCAGCAAUGUAGACUGCAUGUCCAACAUCAAGGUUGGAUCAAGAACUUGGCAAAUUGAGCAACUGCACCGGGCCCAGAGACCCCAAGGGACCCCCAAAAGCAACAGGUGGACUGUGUAACAAUGUGGUAAGGAGGUCUACUGUAACUUUCUUUGGGGAUAUUUACCACCCAAGCGCAAUAUUAACUGACACGAUAAGGGUGUUUAGGUGGAAUUUUUCUUUUCUUUUUUCUUUUCAUGUCCUUCCGCCUGUCAGAAAACCUCCAGUCUGGCACAGAUUGAAAUAUGACAACAGCUGUUACAUGGAUUUCAAUAAAAUUUAGUAAAAUCUUUCUCAAUGUAAUGAAUUUAAUCAGUAUCUGACUGAGAAUUAUACCUUUUGUAUCAGAAUUGGCUUUUUAAUGUGAAUAGUCAACGAUUUGUUUUGUUUUCCAUAUAAAGUUUUUAAGUUUAACGUAUCUGUCGCAGCAAAACCGAACCAGUUCCAAAUCACUGACAAGACUUUUUUGGGAUUGUACUUCACUGUCAUUUAUGUUUGCUGUCAUGUUGCUUGUCAUGUUGAUUUUUCCGUAAAUCUAGAUUUGCAUUUUAAAAAAUUGUCCUAAACCAGAAAUUCAAAUUAACUGAUAAAAUUGAUUUAUCGCCCAGCCCUAACGUUAAGCAGUCCUGAAUGGCGCACUGGGUCACUGAGUGAAAUCCUGGCCAUCAUAGAGGGGUCAAGGCAGUAAAAUCAUUUGAUAAUUUGGAUAACGGUGCAUGCUUUCAAGCUGUCUUCUGGAUGACAUUUAUAGGACCAGAUCCACAAACAAU
Molecule: messenger RNA, 7072 nt
Organism: Plectropomus leopardus (leopard coralgrouper)
Lineage: Eukaryota; Metazoa; Chordata; Actinopteri; Perciformes; Serranidae
Gene: kndc1
Product: kinase non-catalytic C-lobe domain containing 1
Biological process (GO): small GTPase-mediated signal transduction; regulation of dendrite morphogenesis
Cellular component (GO): guanyl-nucleotide exchange factor complex; neuronal cell body; dendrite
Molecular function (GO): guanyl-nucleotide exchange factor activity
Source: RefSeq, a predicted model, not a curated record